AUGUCUGCUCUCAAGAACAUCGCCAUCGCUGGUGCCGCAGGUGAUCUCGGCUCAGCUGUCUUCAAAGCCCUCGUCAACUCAUCCCAGUUCAACAUUACAGUCCUCACCCGCAAGAACUCAACAAGCACUUUCCCCUCUGGCACAAAGGUCAUUCAAGUUGACUACGAUUCUCUUGACUCUCUCACCGCUGCCCUCCAAGGCCAGGACGCUGUCGUCUCAACAGCCGGUAGUCUCGUCAUCCCUAGUCAAACCCUUCUCAUUGACGCCGCCAUCGCUGCGGGUGUGAAGCGAUUCAUCCCUUCAGAGUUCGGAUCAAACCUCGCUGUUCCCAGCGUGAGGAAGCUUCCCGUCUUUGGUACAAAGGUCGCCAUUGAGGAUAAACUUAUUGAUCUUGCCAAGCAAGGCAAGAUUAGUUACACCUUUGUUUACAACGGUGCUUUCCUCGAUUGGGGCAUCAAGCAAAACUUCCUCCUCGACUUUUCCCAGCCUGAGAUUACUCUUUGGGACGAAGGCAAUGUCGAGUUUAGCACCACCACUCUCGCCAGUGUCGGCGAUGCUGUAGUCGGUGUUUUGGCCUAUCCCCAGGAGACACAGGACCGUAUUGUUUAUGUCCAGGACACGGUUCUCACGCAGAAAAAGCUUCUCGCGCUUGCUAAGGAAGUCAGCCCUGAGAAGGAGUUCAAGGUUAAGCAUGCUAAGAUUGAUGAUAUUACUGCCCAGUCGGAUUCCAAUGUCGCCAAGGGUAUCUAUGACUGGGCUACCAUGGGAGCUUACUUAUAUAGAAGUCUCUUUGAUGCGAAGAGUCUUCCUAAAUAUGAGAAGCUUGAUAAUGAGCUGCUGGGUGUCAAGGGUGUUACCGAUGAGCAGAUCAAGGAGCUUCUCAAGGCUCACAUCCAGUAA
Fusarium pseudograminearum CS3096 is the source of this 900-nucleotide messenger RNA. RefSeq lists its product as uncharacterized. The record is from RefSeq and is a predicted model, not a curated record. Bases 1 to 900 code for a protein of 299 amino acids. Gene Ontology annotation, molecular function: oxidoreductase activity. NCBI's taxonomy places the organism in Eukaryota, Fungi, Ascomycota, Sordariomycetes, Hypocreales, Nectriaceae. The transcript has a single exon.